Molecule: messenger RNA, 2853 nt
Organism: Cannabis sativa
Lineage: Eukaryota; Viridiplantae; Streptophyta; Magnoliopsida; Rosales; Cannabaceae
Product: pentatricopeptide repeat-containing protein At3g42630
Exons: 6
Coding region: 343-1578 (411 amino acids)
Molecular function (GO): protein binding
Source: RefSeq, a predicted model, not a curated record
CGAAAAAUAAUUGAAAAAAUAACUAAAACAUGCAAAAAAGAGAGAUUCAAUUCGUUAUCUUAGUUCUCAGCCUCAGUCAGCUCUUCCGCCGCGCCGAUCGCUGCUCCUUCGCUUCCGACGCUCACGACCACCAACCACUCCAUCUCUCUCUCUCUCUCUCUCUCUGUGCUGAUGAAGUUUUUUUUUAGCUAGGGAUAUGAAAUGAAUCAAUAAUUUGCAAACACUGUGUCAAGACUUCAAAUUUGUUAGGGUUGAAACUUGAAACAAAUCUGUGUAUCAAAGCUAUUAUGAUUAAGGAUAAGUUCUAUAGAGGAGAGAAGAAGAUUCAGUUACCAAGAUAAGAUGAAUUCCUCUCAGAUUCUUUUGCUUCCCAAGCUUGGAUGGUCUCUCCCAACACCUAAGCUCACCUGGAGAAACCGCCUUCAGUAUCGAACUUCCCUAAGCCUGAGAGGUGGGGAUGAAGAUGAUAGAUAUGCAAAACUAGUUGGGGUGGCUGAUGAGCUUUUGUUGGAGCUCAAGUCCUCCUCUUCCUCUAAAUCUCAAGACUUUCUACCUACCGACGAUGAUGAUGACUAUUCGACCUUGUAUUCACUCAUGAUUUGUUUUGCUCAAAAUGGGCUGUUUCCACAAGCUGAAGCCAUUUGGGAUCAAUUGCUUAAUAGCUCUUUUCUGCCGGAAAUUGAAACUGUCUCCAAACUCUUUGAUGCUUUGUCCAACAGAGGACAUUUUGAUCAAAUUGCCCGAAUUCUUGCUCAGCUUAGCUCUAGAAACUUGGAUAUCUUACCCCAGGUAUACUGCCUGGCUAUCUCUUGCUUUGGGAAUGGAGGCCAGCUCGAGCUGAUGGAGAAUGCAAUCGAGGAGAUGGUGUCUAAAGGUAUGCGGGUUGAUGCUGCCACUGGUAAUGCCUAUGUCAGAUACUAUAGCAUUUAUGGCUCUCUGACAGAAAUGGAGGCUGCCUAUAGCCGCUUAAAGAGGUCUAGAUAUUCAAUUGACAAGGAUGGAAUCAGAGCAGUGGCACUUGCCUAUUUGAAGCAGAAAAAGCUUUACAGGCUCAGUGAGUUUUUGAGGGAGGUGGGUCUUGGCAGAAAGGACGUUGGAAAUCUCUUGUGGAAUCUUCUUUUGUUGUCGUAUGCUGCCAACUUCAAGAUGAAAACCCUCCAAAGAGAAUUCCUGAGGAUGAUAGAAUCCGGGUUUAGACCAGACAUCACUACCUUCAAUAUUCGGGCCCUAGCAUUUUCAAGAAUGACUAUGUUGUGGGAUCUUCAUCUUAGCAUCCAACAUAUGAAGCAUGAGAUGGUUGUUCCAGACAUAGUAACUUAUGGAUGUGUUGUGGAUGCUUACUUGGAGAGAAGACUAGGAAGGAAUUUAGACUUUGUUCUUAGCUCGAUGAACAUGAACAGCUCUCCGAAAGUACUAACCGAUCCCCUGGUGUUUGAAGUUUUGGGUAAAGGGGAUUUCCACUUGAAUUCAGAGGCCUUUUUAGAGUUCACAAAGCAUAACAACUGGACUUACAGGAAGCUAAUUACAAUUUAUAAGAAAAAACAAUUCCGGAAGAACCAAAUCUUUUGGAACUACUAAUUUGUGGCCUCCUGCUGUUCCUGUACUAAAGCCUCUAUUUGACCAAUUGUGAAUUGUUGGCAAAAUACACCAUGGGUUGAUUUAGAUUAAUACCGUCGUGUUAGAUUUUCUAAAACCAAAAUAAUAGGCUUGCUAACUGAGAGAUUGAACAUGCUACAGCUCCAUAUUUUAUCUGUUUCACUCCAUUGUACAGAUCAAAGCAUCCAGAGCAACCAGAAAUGCCAGAUGAUGAAUCCUCUCUCUGACUUAGAUAAUCUUUUUAAGAUACCACCGCCUUAGCUUGGUGAUGAUAUAGGGCAUGAAGGGUCAACCAGGUGUUUUCUUGGCUUAAGCUUAGUCCAGUGGAUCUGCAAAAAUCUUCCUUGGGAUGAUAUUUCUCGGUAGUUGGGCUUGUCAACACCUUGAAUAUCUCAGGUGAACAACUUAAAGUUCAGUUCAUGAAGAUUACCUCAGCAAGCACAAUAGCAUGGUCAACUCCCAAAACUGGCUUCCACAGAACCCCUAAACGUACCAUUAUGCAGCCAACAAUAGAUGAGUGGAUACUCAGCAAUCAAGACAAAAUAUGGCUAAUUAAAUUCUAACAUCAAGUCAAGUCCAGACACUGAUUCUGCAAUUUCGAAUCUUGGCCAAACAAGUAAAACACCCCUGCAAAACAACCAGCUUCAGCUGUAGAAAAUUCUACUUAUCCAGGUCAUAAAUCAUCCUCAUAAAUUGAUAUUGAAGAACAGUUAUGCACCGAAACCACACGGGUAUGUUGGAGGUGAGCAAGAAAGACUAUGAAGGUUCAAAGGGUUUAAAAUCUCUUAUUGUUGAUGUAACACCAAUUAAGAGUUGAACUCUUUUUCUAUUGUUCAAAUUUUGGUUUUAAAUCAAUGUUCCAAUUUUGCAAUAACAGGGCAGCUUCUAAUUCCCACUUCAAAUGGGUUAUUGACCACAACCUUGGAUUCUCUUGGAAUGGUGUAGUCUCCUAGCUUAGCUUCAUUCAGAUGAGAUUCAUAUGGAGGUAUCAAAAAGAGGUACUAACUGGACUCAUAUCCCAAAACAUACCUAAUAUUUAAAUCUUAUUCUCUUUAAUUUCAUCUUUUGUUGUCAAGUGAGUGGUCCUCCCAUAUUCUCUUUCUUCAAAUAUUUUGCAGCAAUCUCAUGAUAAAAUAUAAAAAAGAACUCAUCAAUAAUCAUAUUCCAUAGAUAUAAUAUCUGUGUGUUUCUGUGUUGUCUGAUAUGAUUAAUAAUAAUAUUAAUAAUAAUAAUCUCUGAUCUGAUCAUUUCCUCUCC